GCCACGCCAGCUGUUGCUUCGCCGUCGUUUCUUCCAUUGCUCAACUGGUGCCCGCCUCGAAUUAUCUGCCCUAGUUCAGCCUCCCCUAAACAAAAAAUCUUACUAUCACGCACAGAUCCCCGGUUUUUUUGUUCUUUCUUUCUCGCAUACCGCGGCUGAAACAGUUUGGUCAUGUAGCUCUGAUCUGGUAGUCUCUUUUGGAACCUCUUUGUUCCAAGAUCAAGAACUAGGUAUUGAGGGAGGCUCAGAUCGCUAUGGACGGCUCCGGUAGUGUUGAGCCGAGCGAGAUCCUCAGCUUAUUGGCAGCUGUUUCCUACGGCAUAGCUUCAAUGGCCAUGGUUUUUAUCAAUAAGGCAAUCCUAAUGAAGUAUGCCUACUCGAUGACACUUCUUACUGUGCAGCAAUUGGCAACUGCACUUCUAAUUCAUUUAGGACGUGUUAUGGGAUAUACAAAAUCGUCCAGUUUGAACCUAGCCACCGCAAAAAAACUCCUCCCACUCUCCCUAUUCUACAAUGCCAAUGUUGCGUUUGCUUUGGCAAGUUUGAAGGGGGUAAACAUUCCUAUGUACAUCGCACUGAAGAGACUCACACCUCUUGCUGUCCUGAUUGCUGGAUUUUUCUCGGGAAAGGGCAGGCCACAGUUGCAGGUAUCUCUUUCAGUUCUUGCGACUGCUUUGGGCGUCAUCAUUGCAGCAUUGGGGGACUUCUCUUUUGACCUGUUUGGGUACAGCAUGGCUCUUACUUCUGUUUUCUUCCAGACCAUGUAUCUGAUGCUUGUGGAGAAAUCUAGUGCAGAGGAUGGGCUUUCAUCAGUUGAAAUAAUGCUCUAUAAUGCAAUUCUGUCGCUUCCCUUUCUUCUAUUCUUAAUUAUAGCCACUGCAGAGUUCCCCCAGUCUUUGUUUUUACUGUUUGAAAAGGCACAUUCCUUCACAUUCUUUCUAAUCUUCAUUCUUUCAUUGGUAAUGGGAAUUGUUUUAAACUUCACAAUGUUCCUCUGCACAAUUGUAAACUCUGCGCUAACAACAACAAUCGUUGGAGUUCUCAAAGGAGUUGGCUCUACUACUCUUGGUUUUCUCUUGUUGGGUGGCGUUGAAGUUCAUGCUCUCAAUGUCACAGGAUUGAUCAUCAAUACUAUUGGUGGUGUGUGGUAUUCAUAUGCCAAAUAUCAGCAAAAGAGAAGAGCACCUAAGAAACUAACUUCUGAUGAAGAAGCUCAUUACAAAGAGAAAAAUUAGGCUAUAUUAGCAGUUUAAUCUCUUCUCUUUUCAAUUUAUUUUGAUGUCUUGAGAGUUUUUAGGGUCAAUAAGUGCAAUAAAAAUAGGUAUUGUUUACCUACAUCAAAUUCAAUUGACUGAGAGCAUUAGGAGCUGUAAAGACUUAAUUACCAUGGGAAUAGAUCUUGUAUUACUCAACUUGUAAUAUCCUAAAAACAUUUUUUAUGUAUUGUGCACUCAAUCAUAAUUAAACAAAUCGCCUUUCUGUUGCAUUA
Molecule: messenger RNA, 1489 nt
Organism: Dendrobium catenatum
Lineage: Eukaryota; Viridiplantae; Streptophyta; Magnoliopsida; Asparagales; Orchidaceae
Product: UDP-galactose/UDP-glucose transporter 7
Exons: 7
Coding region: 255-1235 (326 amino acids)
Cellular component (GO): Golgi apparatus
Molecular function (GO): antiporter activity; UDP-glucose transmembrane transporter activity; UDP-galactose transmembrane transporter activity
Source: RefSeq, a predicted model, not a curated record